AUGAAAUGCCAAUUACCUAGAAUUGCAGUCCCCUUGUUAUUUCACUACAAACCAGAGAUAAGCGAGUUUCUGAUCUCGGAUUUAUGCCUUCUAUCUGCAUUUAGUGGUCUCUUAAACCUCACCAUUAGAUAUGUGCACAAAAAGUUUACACAGCAGUAUAAGGUCACCAUUGGCGCUGAUUUUGCCACCAAGGAAAUUCUAGUUGAUGACAGACUCAUUACCUUACAGAUUUGGGAUACUGCAGGACAAGAAAGAUUCCAGAGUCUUGGUGUUGCAUUCUACAGAGGAGUUGACUGCUGCGUCUUGGUCUAUGAUGUUAAUGUCCGAAGAUCAUUUGAAACUCUUGAUAAUUGGCAUGAUGAAUUUCUUAAUCAGUUUGUUGAUUUUCUGAAAUAUAAUCCCUUUUCUGGUAUUAGUUUUAGAUACAUCAGGAUCUUAUAG
Messenger RNA from Zingiber officinale, 441 nucleotides. Its product is annotated as ras-related protein Rab7-like. NCBI's taxonomy places the organism in Eukaryota, Viridiplantae, Streptophyta, Magnoliopsida, Zingiberales, Zingiberaceae. Bases 1 to 441 code for a protein of 146 amino acids. The record is from RefSeq and is a predicted model, not a curated record. Gene Ontology annotation, cellular component: vacuolar membrane. The transcript has 4 exons. Gene Ontology annotation, molecular function: GTPase activity; GTP binding.